AUGUCUUCAUCACAUCAUCAUGUAUCUUCGUCUAUUUUUUCAGAACCAAAAGUUGUCGAAAAAUCUACAACAGUUACAAGUAGUAAAGCAGAUGUUGGUAAUAUACGUGCAAAAUUUGAAAAUAUGAGAAAAGAAAAAGAAUCAGAAACUGCAAAACAUAUUGCUGAGGUAAGACAAACUCGAGCUGCUACUGAUAAACAACAACAGCAACAGAAACAACAAUCGAAUAACGAUGAUCAAGAAAAACUAAAACAACAAGAAACAGUUUUAACAACGAAAGAAACUAUUCGAGAACCAUCACCAACUCGACCAAAGACACCAACAGAAUCUGAAGUACCGCCUCCAAAUCAGGAUGAAAAUGAUGAUAAUAAAAUUGAAACUGUGACAUCAACAAUAAAUGAAGAGAACAAUGAAAAAACAGAUAAAUUUGUUGGUGGUGUUAAUGUGACGUCGUUAUUACGUCAACGCAAAACUUCAUCUUCGUCAUCAAAGAAGGAUGAUGAAGCUGAAGAUGAAUGGGCUGUUGAUAAAGAUGAAACUAAUCAACAAUUAAAUGAAAAGACAAGUCCAUCGGCAGCAUCAACUGACGAAGGAAGUGAGUAA
This is a messenger RNA of Rotaria sp. Silwood1, 603 nucleotides long. The record is from the annotation of a GenBank genome assembly. NCBI's taxonomy places the organism in Eukaryota, Metazoa, Rotifera, Eurotatoria, Philodinida, Philodinidae.